AUGACCACACCGAACCUCCUAUCAAGGCUUCUUCGACGCUCUCAACCUACAGCAACUAUAUUCUCUUCUUCUUCAAAUUCCCUUUUAACCCAAUCACACCACCACCACCAGCAGUACCUCACCAAACCAUACCACAAUCGCAUUACUAACACCUCUAAAUCAAUUCUUCCCUUCCCAUCAUCUUCAACAAUUGUGCCCUCGCUCGCAGCAUAUAAUCAUUUCUCGUUCUGCCGCUCUUUCUCAACUCGUGACUCAUUACCAGAGGUGGGUGGUACAGUUAAUUUUGAUGGUGAUCCAGCUUCCUCUGAGCUCUCGAACUUAGGCGUUGGUGGUGCCAAUGAUAUUAUAAGUGGUUCAGAAACUGUAGAGGCAUUGGUCAAUGUUAGUGGUGGCGAAGAGUCGAUUUUGCUGGUUCGUGCAUUGAUUUCAAUGCUCGAUCUCUAUCAUGAUUUCUCUGGCUUGCCUUGGUGGAUAAUAAUCGCCUCCUCCACUUUGGCUCUUCGAAUGAUAUUAUUUCCCAUACUUAUCUUGCAACUUAACAAGUUAAAGAGGAUUGGGGAGUUAUUUCCUAGAUUGCCUCCCCCAUGGCCGCCACCCCUCUCAGGAAGGAGUUUUAGAGACCAAAUUACCCUCUUCCAGAGGGAAAGACGAGCUGUUGGGUGCCCUUCAUUUCUAUGGUUCCUUGCAUACGUUUCCAUUCAGGUGAUACUUCUAUCUGCCCAAUGCUGA
Molecule: messenger RNA, 729 nt
Organism: Ilex paraguariensis (yerba mate)
Lineage: Eukaryota; Viridiplantae; Streptophyta; Magnoliopsida; Aquifoliales; Aquifoliaceae
Source: the annotation of a GenBank genome assembly